UUAGCCAGCUCUUAGCACGCGCACUGGUUUCUUGUGUUUUAUACAGUGUAGAUAUUGAGAUAUUGUUUCCCUCGUGGUUGACGGACUGGUUCCGUCCCACCAUAUAUAGCCUCAGACUGCACUUCGCCCCGGUUAUACAACGUGUUUGUAGUUUUACUGCUGUCGCUAGUUAGCGAGCGAGUUAGAAGUAGCUGCUAGUUUAGCUUAGCUUCCUAGCUAGGCUACUAGAGGAUCCUCCAUUCAUACCCAGAAAUAAGCUGAUAGUCAUGUCCUCCUCAAAGCCGCACAACUUCUCCUGGGUAGAGCAAGGGAAACUUGCAGGACUGGCGUUACCCAGGAUGACAUGUGAAUACCAGUAUCUGCUGGACAACGGCAUCAAACACUUGGUGUGCCUGUGUGAGAGGAAGCCACCUUACCAUGACUCCUGCCCUGACUUACAGCUUCACCACAUCAAGAUAGUUGACUUCAGGCCUCCCUCGCCCAGUCAGAUUGAUCAGUUCCUGUCCAUAGUGGAGGAGGCCAACUCCAAAGGGGAGGGCGUGGCAGUUCACUGCAUGCACGGUCACGGCAGAACGGGGACGAUGCUAGCCUGCUACCUGGUGAAGACGAAGAAGAUUUCAGGGAUUGAGGCCAUCAACGAGAUCCGCAGACUGAGACAAGGUUCGAUCGAAACUCACGACCAGGAGAAGGCAGUGGUGCAGUUUUAUCAGCGCACCAAGUAAUUUCAACACUUGUGUUUCUGUUUCUAGAAGUAUAAUCAACAAUGAUUUUUUGACUGGUUAUACUUUUAUUGAACAGUCUCUACAAAUCAUACAUAUUAUCUUGGGGGUGAAAAACAUUUCUCAAAUGUUGGAAUUACAUAGACAAACUUCUCUAUACUAAGCUCACUUUGUACACGAUCCGGUGUAAUAUUGUCUCGCUAACACAUUAGUACAGUUAUGAGGACUCUGUUGACAAGCUGUUAAAUUCGCUUCAUGCACUCGACGCCAGAGAGAAGAGACGCUGACGCUCCUUAAAUGUGAGUUUUUCAGGAGCCGACGCUCUCUUGGUUUUCUCCUCCUGGUUUCUGUAAAAACACAACAGCAGCAGAAUUACUUGAACCGUGUCUUUUGUGAGGUUUCAAACAUCCUGUGCUGUUUUAAAGAUAUAUAUUUAUGGUGUAAAGAGCUAAUGAACUUUUUCUCAGGGAUAUUUUUCAAAUACUUCUGAAGGGUUUGUGCAAAUAAAAAUGCGUCCUUGUGAUGAACAGACAGGCAUGGACAUUUCUGUGUCAUUAGGCAUUAUCAGUAGAUAAAUAAUGCUUAAAUGUAAACUCACUCCUUCAAAGCUUUGUUGUGAACGCCGUCACUCAGUCUGUUUGGUCUUUGAUCUGCCAAAACCAUGAAAGUUAUGCAAAAAUAAAAUGUCUAAUGAA
Molecule: messenger RNA, 1414 nt
Organism: Salarias fasciatus (jewelled blenny)
Lineage: Eukaryota; Metazoa; Chordata; Actinopteri; Blenniiformes; Blenniidae
Gene: dusp23b
Product: dual specificity phosphatase 23b
Exons: 3
Coding region: 267-722 (151 amino acids)
Biological process (GO): protein dephosphorylation
Source: RefSeq, a predicted model, not a curated record